CGUCCUUCGUUUUUGGUCAUUCGACCUGACAUUCCUUCCUCACUGAGGUUCUCUCAUUCUCUAAUGGUAUAAAUAUGGCGGCUUCCAAUCGUCUCCCUCUUUUAUUUUUCCUUUUCUAUCUUAUCAGCUUCAUCGCUGCUUCACCAGAAGCGGAACCUCUGUAUCUGUGGCAUCAACGGCGUGCUAUCGCCGAUCCUCCCACCCCCAGCUUGCAUAAUGUUUCAAGCAGCGCCCUCGCGUACGCUCAGAAACUGGUGGCCUCGGCUGUAGCCCAACAGUCCGAAUACAAUGCCUACCGGGUGGCCAAUCCGAAACGCAACACCUAUCGCUCGCGCCACUCGGAGGAAGCUCAAUCGACCCAACACAAGAGAUCCGAUGAGCCGGUGGCUCCCACGUUGGAUGCCAAUCUGCGUGCCGCCGCCGCUCUUCUGGCCGAACACCAUGCAUCCCAACAACUGUCGAAUGGAACUCUCCACAAAAGCUACAGUCAAUUCGCCAAGACGGCUAAGCCCUUGACAGUAUCGAAGAGAGAUAGUUCCUCGGGCUAUUGGCCAUCUCAGGUCGACCAUGGUCUACCCCCCAUGGGAUGGGAUUCUUCCUACCCCGUCUAUCGCGAUGUCACUGAUUCCAAGUUUGGCGCCAAGGGUGAUGGAGUGACUGAUGAUACUGAUGCCAUCAAUGCCGCUAUUGCCUAUGGUGGUAGCUGCAUGGAGAACUGCGAGUCGUCUUCGACCAAGGGCAGCUUUAUCUACUUCCCUCCGGGCACCUACCUGAUCUCCUCCCCUAUCAAUGCCUCCUACUACUCUCAGCUCGUGGGAGAUGCCAAUGACAUGCCCAUCAUCAAGACGUCUCCUUCGUUCAUUGGUCUGGGAGCUAUCCAGAGUGAUGUCUACAUUCCCAACGACAAUGGUGAUGAGUGGUAUAUUGAGCAAAACAACUUUUACCGUCAAGUUCGAAACAUCAUCAUCGACAUUGAGGAGACCACCACUGCUUAUGCGGCUGGACUCCAUUGGCAAGUCGCCCAGGCCACCUCCCUGACCAACCUUUUCAUCACGGCCAGCUCGGCCAAGGGUACCACCCAGAUGGGCAUGUACACGGAAAACGGCAGUGGAGGAUUCAUGUCGGGCUGCACCAUCACCGGAGGCGAGUAUGGUAUCUAUGGAGGCAAUCAACAGUACACGGUCCGAGACUUCACCAUCGCUGGUCAAACCAACGCCUCCAUCUGCCUGAUCUGGGACUGGGGAUGGACCUGGGCCGGAUUGCAUCUGUCGAGCUCGCCAGUGGGCAUCAGUUUGAUCAACCCUCAAGACACCACAGGCCAACAAGCCGGAUCCACCUACAUCCUGGACACCAUGUUUGAUGAAACCCCCAUUGCCAUUCAAGCCAACUUCGAAGAGAAGAGCAUCCUGGAAACCAGCAUCAUCACCCUGGACAACGUCGGAGUCAACGGCGUCGACACCAUGGUUUCAUUCACGGAUGGCUCCAGCCUCGAUCUCCCAAAUGGCGACGUGGACUUUGUCGUCAUCGGCAACCUCCAGGAGAAAUCCUCCAAAUCCUUUGGAUCCUACUCGGUGAACGUGCAGACACCCCCCGGGCCUCUGCUAGACGCGGCCAACGACAACCCCAUCUACCGCGACAGCUACUUCUACCGCAACCGCCCUCAAUACGAGACAUUGUCCACGGGAGAUAUCAUCAGCGUCAAAGACCACGGCGCCGCCGGUGAUGGAUCCACCGACGAUACCGAUGCCAUCGUCUCCGCAUUAGCCCUAGCCACCGCCGACAACCUGAUCUACUUCCCCCCCGGAUCCUACAUCAUCACCAAGACCGUCGUCAUUCCCAAACACGCCCGCAUCACCGGUAUGGUCUGGUCCCAACUGGUCGCAUCCGGAGACUACUUCUCCGACAUGACCUCCCCCAAGCCCAUGAUCCAGGUUGGCAACGCCGGCGACGUAGGCCAGGUAGAGAUCAGCGACAUCCUCUUCACCUCCAUCGGUGAACUCCCCGGCCUGGUCCUUGUGGAAUGGAACAUCCAGGCCGAGCUCCAAGGCUACGCAGGCAUGUGGGAUGCCCACUUCCGCGUGGGAGGUGCCUAUGGCUCCAAACUGCAAGUGGCCGAAUGCCCUACCAGCGACUCCAUCGAGUCCGGCUGCGUCGCCGCCUCCAUGAUGAUGCACAUGACGCCCGACUCCAACGGCUACUUCGAGAACAUGUGGCUGUGGGUGGCAGACCACGACAUCGACGACGCAGACAACACCCAGAUCAGCGUGGCAGUGGGCCGUGGCCUCCUCGUCGAGUCCACCUCCGGCCCAACGUGGAUGUACGGCACUGCCUCGGAGCACUCCAUCCUCUACCAGUACAACUUCUACAACGCCACCAACACCUUCGCCGGCCUGAUCCAGACUGAAUCCCCCUACUACCAAUUCGCCGAUGCCACUCAAUCCCCCGGGCCCUUCAACGCCUCCGUUGGCCUCUUCACCAACGAUCCCACCUUCCCCGACUCCACCUGCAAAGCCUCCGACGAUCUCUGCAACUUCGCCUACGCCGUGACCAUGUACGAGAACACCAACCUGACCAUCGCUGGCGCCGGCCUCUACUCCUGGUACGACAACUACCUCGAGACCUGCGUCGACACCCAAAACUGCCAACAACGCCUCGUUCUCGACUCCGGCGAGAACUCCGGCCUCUACAUCUGGAACCUGAUCACCAUCGGCUCCGUCGAAAUGAUCAGCAACGUCGAAGACAACAACAUCAUCCUAGCCAAGAACAACACCCAAGCCAUCGCCCACCCCUACUGGAGCGCCCUAGCCGGCUACCUCGACGACUACAAGCAAGAGAUCCUCUCCUGCACCGACGACUCCACCGACGCAGCCUGCCAAACCACCUGGAACUGCGACCUAACCCAAUCCUACGCCACCAUCGACGACCUCAACAACGCCCUCGGCAGCUACCCGGACCAAUGCAUGCCCUACUACGCCAUGGACACGCUCUACCUCACCCUCGAAGCCUCCCUGGACAACUACACCACCGCCAACACCAACUACGACAAAUACUUCAAAUACUACCAACAAUACGUCCGCGAAAUGGUCCCCGAAGCCAUCUCCACCUUCAUGGCCGACUCCACCACCAGCAAACCCGAAGGCGGCCCCGGCAACAAAUACUUCGACUGCACCUGCGAAGGCUACGGCCCUACAUCCACCCAACAAUGCCCCUUCCGCUACACCCAACUCAUGGGCGCCGACCGCUUCACCAUGACCUACACCCUCAAGGACUCCGAGGGCUUCUACUCCGAACUCGAAUCCACCUACGGCAUCAACCGCACCUGGGUCGAAUUCGUCAACAAAGGCGGCCCCGUCCAUCAAAUCGGCCACUGCAUUCCGGGCGAAUGCUCCAGCGGCACCGAUUACCGCUGGAUCGGCGUGCCCCAAGCCGUCAAGGGGAACAAAAUCGACGUCUCCAACCCCAAGGACGUCAUCACCGCCGCGCUUCCCUCCGUCAACUCCAUGCAAAAUAACCUCCUCGGCCGCGUCAUGGACAUCAACCUGGGGAACUGGACCGGCGGGAUGCAAGACCUCUACGAGACCUUCUCCACCCCCGUCUUCAUGAUCCAGCAAUCCAUCGCCAGUAUGGGGCAGGUCAAAGCCAUCGGCGAGAAACAAGCCAAGGAGGAUAAAAUCAAGCUCGUGUUGGAGAUUCUGGGCAUUGCGUUUGCGUUUAUCCCCUUCUUGGAUGAUCUUACGCCUGAGCUGGAGGUGCUGGAUACGGCGUUUGAGACGGUGGCCGCGGCGGGAAAUGUGGCGUUGGGCAUUCAGAGCAUUAUUUCGGAUCCGACGUCUGCUCCCAUGGCCUUGUUGGAUAUGAUUGGCGGGGGGGAGUUGAAGACGGAGGAUGACUUUGCGAAGGCGGCCAAGGCGAGACGCGCUCUCACGGAGAAUGAUCUUGAGAGUAUUGGGAAGGAUUUUAAGGCUGAGGAGGAUAAGUUUGAUGAUACUACGGAGCCGAAGUGUAGGGUUUAGAUCCCCCCCCCCUCCUCCCACGGUUGUAUCAGAGAUAUGGCGCAUGUCAGUUGUAAUGGACUUGUGGCUAGUAGUGAGUAGAUAGAAAUACUAGAUACUAGACGGUGGUGGAAUGUAUG
This is a messenger RNA of Aspergillus sclerotioniger CBS 115572, 4132 nucleotides long. RefSeq names its product glycoside hydrolase family 55 protein. The record is from RefSeq and is a predicted model, not a curated record. Bases 75 to 4013 code for a protein of 1312 amino acids. The transcript has 2 exons. Lineage: Eukaryota; Fungi; Ascomycota; Eurotiomycetes; Eurotiales; Aspergillaceae. Gene Ontology annotation, molecular function: polygalacturonase activity.